This is a messenger RNA of Brugia malayi, 669 nucleotides long. RefSeq lists its product as uncharacterized. The coding region runs from base 1 to 669 and encodes 222 amino acids. Lineage: Eukaryota; Metazoa; Nematoda; Chromadorea; Rhabditida; Onchocercidae. The transcript is spliced from 3 exons. The record is from RefSeq and is a predicted model, not a curated record.
AUGGUUCCUGUCAAAAAUAGAAUUGAUCGUUCCACAGAUAAACAGCAAAAGAAUAAUGUGACGCAGCGAACCAGAAAGCGAGUAUCUUGUCGGGAGAGAUGGCUGAAGAAAUAUUAUAACUUAAGCUUAUUGGGAUGGCUAACUAAACCACUUUCACCUUUACAAUCUGAAGAAUCAGAUGAUGAACCUAUCAGCAGCUCACCACCUCCGAAUCAACUAUCACAGAAUCUAAGGAUAGAAAAUGAACCCGGAUCAAUUCAGUUAGCAGAAGCACCAAAUGAUUCUCAGUUUCCCGUAUCAAGCAUUCAGCUAUUCACCGAGACAGUCAUACCACAGGUAGAACCUGAUAAUUUAGCGUUAAUUCUGCCAGCUGAAGAACCUUGUGACCAACCACCAUCACAUCUUCCAAAUAUGAUACAACGUGUCCGACAAUCUAAGUUGUGCAUUGAUCCAAAGAAUUUCGUCGUUCCUUUCACUCCGAUAAUAAUAGAGGAAAGGUUAGCUGGUACCAACGAAGUUCAUACAACAGUGAUCAAUACGUGUGGCAUGACAAGUCUACCAUAUACCCUACACGACGAUGAUCCAUUUGACACCAAAUAUCCCAAUCCUAAAACAUUAUUACCUCCAAUAUCAGUGUUUCUCAAUUUUCGUCGUGUAAGACGAUCAUGA